UCUCCUCUUCAUGUCCGGUUCCCCAAACCCUCUCCCCCUCUUCGAGCCACCCUCAAACCCCAGCCUCAGGACCCUCAUCCCCUCCUCCACAACGGCAGCUGCUCUCAUCCUCGUUGCCCUCUUUGGACGCCUUCUCAAGCCAGCCCUCAUUGUCAUCCUCGUCUCUCAGUCCGAGACCCUCCCGGAAUACCUCACCGACGAUGAGAAAGUCCGCACACUUGUAGACCACCUCACCUCUAAUCUAGACGACAUCAAGGCGCUCCGAUCCCUACUUGAGCUCAAAGUGAAGACCAAUCCACUCCCCGACGCUAUUGCCAUCAUCGACCACCUCAUUGCUCUAGAAUUUGACGACAAGGACCUUCCCCUCCUCGGUAGCUUGGAAGAGGCGGUUUUAGAAAAACCGGAUCCAUAGUUGAUGUCCAAGAUUAUAUAUAUCGUUUAGAGCCGGUUUAAAUCAACCGCAUGUAAAUUCUAUAGUUAACUUUGAAAAAUCUCUAUCUCUCAAGGAUAAGCUCAGGCGGGCCAAGGCCUUCACAUCACUGCCUCUGUGGGAGCUGUAGAGAUGCCGAUCAUUGCAGUAUCCGGCAACAAGAGGUGCUUCGACUCAUUCAUAACUUUUGGUAAAUCUCAGUUUCGAAGAGAAUGUGCGAGGGAGAGAGCGAAAGAGGUUCAUUGGUGUUGGUGAGGCUUCAUUCAUAAAUCUUGCAGCUCCCUUCAUUGAUGAUAAUGCCCCAGCAACUCAGGUCUGAUUUUACUUUGUAUCUUUUAUAGUUAAAGAUGAAUGAAGUAUGGUUAUCAAUUGUAUGCUUUUACCUUUCUUAUGUACCUCCAUAGCUAAAAGAAAAUACUGUUCAUGCAUGUGGCUUGCAUUGACCUCUUUCAUAUGUUCAAUCUUUCUAUAUUUUGACAAUGAAUAGUGCAGGAACUUGUGAUAAUCUAGCUAACACAGGAAUUAUAAUGGAGUGAGCAACUUUACUUUCAGUGUAAAAUAAUGUUGGUUUUGUUGACAUUCAUGAUAUAAAAGCUAGUGCAUGAGUUGUUAGAUUGAGAAG
This is a messenger RNA of Dioscorea cayenensis subsp. rotundata (Guinea yam), 1052 nucleotides long. RefSeq lists its product as uncharacterized. Lineage: Eukaryota; Viridiplantae; Streptophyta; Magnoliopsida; Dioscoreales; Dioscoreaceae. The record is from RefSeq and is a predicted model, not a curated record. Bases 11 to 412 code for a protein of 133 amino acids. The transcript has 3 exons.